AUGGAUGACUUCUUGGAUGGACAUUUAAGAUUGAGUUCCGCGGAUGAUGUCAUGAUUCGACUGCGUAACGGGCCGGUAGAGGGCGCAUAUGGGCCGCAGCAUAGCCCUGUGUCCCGUUCGGACGCCUCCACCGAAGACGCGGAACUAUCAGCUGCUCUCGCUCAUCAGCACCAUCUGGCUAUGCAGGCGGGUGAUUACCCCGUCGGUGGCGGUGUGGAGCCGGACUAUGGCCAGUAUGUGUCAUCACCAGCGGCUCAUUACAACCACAUGGGACACCUCACUAUGGCUCCAUCACAGAAAUAUCCUCAUGUGAUGGAAGCCGUGUCUGUAAGUAGCGGCUACGCAGGCGGAGUAGGGGCGGGUCACUAUGGCACGUACGCUCACUACGGCGCCGCGUACCCAACACAGCCCGCUUACUUAGUCGAACCUCAAGUACCCGCAUAUAUGGCACAGGAAUUUGUAGAGGGCGGUGGCAGCGCAUCACCUCGCAGUGCUUCACCCGGGGCAAUACCUCCGCAACACAAUAUGCAUCUGCAACAGAGGUACGACUCGGCGUCCCUGGAACAAUUAGGUCGACACUACUGUGUUACGUCACCGCGCGGUGAAUAUGCUCCCGAUGCGUACGGCUAUCAGCACUACUCCGCAGCAUACGACACUACACACCAGCCUACUGCGUUUAAGGAUUCACAAAACGGCUUGAGCUUAGGCAGUACCGGAGGGCAGUCUAUGUAUGGCGAUGAAGAGGAACUUCAGAAGCAAAUGGCUAAUAUGGCGUUAGUUCACGGUAGUGUAGGCGUGGGUGGUCGGGAGGAAGGCGGAGGUCUUCAAUGGCGUGACCCCAACCUGCCAGAGGUCAUAGGUUUCCUUAACUCGCCGUCAGAUGUCGUGAAAGCAAACGCCGCCGCUUACUUACAACACCUCACGUAUAUGGAUGACCCUAACAAACAGAAAACUAGAAGCUUAGGCGGAAUUCCACCUCUAGUACGUCUCAUAUCUCACGAGAAUAUGGAUGUAUGUCGUAACGCCUGCGGUGCCCUACGGAACUUAUCAUACGGGCGGCAGAAUGAUGAAAAUAAGAGGGCAAUAAGAGACGCGGGGGGAAUCCCCGCACUUAUGGCGCUACUUGUACGAGUCUCUGAUUUGGAAAUCAAGGAGUUGGUGACCGGCGUCAUAUGGAACAUGUCAUCGUGCGAGGAUCUAAAACAAUCCAUAAUAGAUGACGCUGCGCAAGUUAUUUUCAACAAAGUCAUCAUACAUCAUUCUGGCUGGCAUCCCACGAACCCGGGAGACACGUAUUGGUCUAAUGUGUUCCGUAACGCGUCGGGCGUUCUCCGUAACGCAUCAUCAGCGGGUGAGUACGCGCGUCGCCGGCUCCGCUCGUUAGCUGGUCUGGCGGAGGCGUUACUACACACGGUGAGGGUGGCGCUGGUCAAGAACGCUAUAGGGACGAAGGUGGUCGAGAACUGUGUGUGUGUACUGAGGAAUCUGUCGUACAGGUGUCAAGAAAUAGAAGACCCACUGUACGACACUCGAGCGCCUCCCACACAAUCAUCUGGACAGGCGAGGAUUCAAGCUAGCGCGUCGAAAGGUGAAAAUCUUGGAUGUUUUGGUGGAAGUAAAAAGAAAAAAGAGGGUUCGUCUUCAAAUUCCACGAGUCCGCUUGGCAAGAGUGAUCCUGAACCACAAACAGACACCAACACGACGCAGCUAGGGUACAGUGUACCGAAGGGAACGGAGAUGUUGUGGUCACCUGAGGUGGUUCCUCUAUACAUGGCAUUACUCCAAACAUGUUCCAACCCCGAGACUUUAGAAGCGGCCGCCGGCGCCCUACAAAAUCUAGCCGCAUGUUACUGGCAACCCUCUAUAGAUAUACGAGCGGCUGUUAGGAAAGAAAAAGGGUUACCAAUUCUCGUAGAGCUGUUACGUAUGGAGGUUGAUAGGGUGGUGUGUGCCGUUGCUACAGCCCUACGUAACCUGGCCAUCGAUCAACGCAACAAGGAACUCAUAGGAAAAUACGCCAUGCGUGAUUUAGUACAGAAAUUACCCAGCGGUAAUCAACAACACGAUCAGGGUACAUCAGACGAUACUAUAGCAGCUGUUCUGGCUACACUAAACGAAGUUAUAAAGAAGAGCGCUGAGUUCUCACGUUCCUUGUUAGAAGCCGGCGGGGUCGAGCGACUGUUGAAUCUGACAAAACAACGACACCGUCAUACACCUAGAGUACUCAAGUUUGCUGGCCAAGUCCUAAUGACGAUGUGGUCUCACGCGGAGCUGCGUGAGGUGUACCGUAAGCACGGGUGGCGCGAGGCUGACUUCCUCACGCCGGCCAGGGCGGCUCAACCGCGGGCUGCUUCUAAUACUAGCGGUGGCACGCCGGGCGCGCCUCACUCGCCGAGUGCCGCAAACAGCACGCUCAGUCGACCGAUGGCGUCCACCGGCGGCACUCGCUACGAAGACCGCACCAUACGACGGCAUAGGGAGAACGAUGACAUGCCACCCAUGGAUGUGAAUUACGUCGAUGGUCUUGGUAUGGGGAAUCCUAACGGCCGUCCCAUGAAUCUACAGGGGGUACAAGCCCAAAUGCCCCCACCAGGCAGCCGUUAA
Danaus chrysippus (African queen) is the source of this 2604-nucleotide messenger RNA. The record is from the annotation of a GenBank genome assembly. Lineage: Eukaryota; Metazoa; Arthropoda; Insecta; Lepidoptera; Nymphalidae.